UUCGUUCGGUUCGCUCGCUCGGCGCUCGCCGCUGUUGCCGCCGAACUUCUCAGUCGAGUCCCGUGAGCGAGGCCGGGAGUAGCUUUCGCGCGCGGUGUUGGAAAGAGUUGUGAAAGGAGAGAGAGAGAGAGAGAGAGAGAGAGAGAGAGAGAGAAAGAAAGAGGAGAAGAAAAAAAGGAGUGAAAGAGUGCGAGAAAGAGAGAGAAAAGAGGCAAAUGCCAAGCAUGCUUGGCUCGCAUACCUUAUUACAAGGCGGCGUAUGCAAUUUUGUCCUUCUGUGAAUAUAUCAUCAUCGCACAUCCGAGUUACAGCCGAGAGUGCGCGAGUAUAUUGUAAUAAUAUCGCAAAGUUGUGUGUGACGACGACGACGACCGAGUGACAAAAAGGAGUCGCCGCCGUCUGUUUUACAUAGUGUGUUGUUUUGUUUAUCAUCAGUGCUAGUUCUUAUUGUUGUUGUGUAUUUUGCCAAGACAAACGACACAUCCGUAAUAAUCAUAAUAAUAAUAUCAUCGUCUCGUGUCGUGAAAGUAGUCGUUGGUGUGCGUGCGUGAGUAGCGCGCGCGCGUGUGUAUAAUAAUAUCAGUGUGCAGUGUGCAGUUCGCGGUUGCAUUCAACAAAUUGGAUGUGCACGUCGCCGUCGCGGUAUAAGGCCCCCCGAGUCACUACAUUCUCGACAGUCCAGAGAGUCGCGAGAGGAUGCGCGCGGCUCCAGUAGCCGCGGGGGGUAGUGGAAGUACAAGCAGCGGUAUCAACAGCAACGGCAACCCAGUAGCAGUAGUCGAGCUCGAGGAGAUGAUGUUGACGUCGCCGAGGCGGCUUCACUGCCAUGCUACCGCUAAAAUCCCGAGCCGCCGCUAAGCUCGUAGCAGUGAACGACGACAAGCUUUAUUGCAGCAGGAGGCCCGUAAAGGAGCAUCAGCGUGUUUUGAACGACGACGACUAGGCUCGCACGCGUUUGUCAACAAAAAGAAAAACAUCAACAACAACAGCGACAUCGGAGUGAGCAGAGAGCAUCGACACACCUAGUUGAGCCUGAGGAGCUCACGGAGUGCGGAGCCCUAUUGCAACCACUACCACUACUAUUGCUGCUGCUGCGAAAGAGAGAUAGAAGAUAGACAGCGACAAUAGGAUAUACGCUGCUGUGCCGAGCGACGACGAGUUCGAGUGAAGAAUAUAUAAAAAAUAAAAAAAAGAGUGAUUAUUGAAAAUCCUGUGCAGUUUUUUGUGCGUGUUGUAUUAUAUAUAAUAAUAAUUGUGCGAGAGUUUGACAGUUAUUUUUUCUGCUGCUGUUAUCGAGACGCGAAAGCCGCUCUCGAACAGAAAAGCGAGAUAAGAGAAGGAAGACGUUCGCGCGGGGCGAAAAAACGAGGAGGAAGACACUACUGCUACCACUACUACCGCUACCGCCGUGUAUUUCGCGCGCUCGCGAGCACUGAGAAACAGACAGAGAGGAAAUAAGAAGAAGAGUGCCGAUCCCGACCGCUGCAGGACAACGACGCAGCUUGCAUUUUUAGGUAACGACCUAAGGUGCAUCCAUCGAGGCUAGGAUGUGCCAAGGGUCCAGAAUGACGUCGACAAAAAGCACCACAAUGGCCACGAUGCCGGCUCUCGUCCUGCUGCUGCUGCUGCAGCUGUCGAGCUGCGCCCGGGCGGCCCGGCCGGAGGUCGUCGUCGCCCAGUUCCACGACGAGCAGGUGCACCGCAUGAAUCACCUGGUGGUGGACAAGAACACGGGCCGCGUCUACGUGGGCGCCGUCAAUCGUCUUUACCAGCUCUCCCCGGAUCUGAAUCUGGUGGUGCGCGAGGUCACCGGGCCCAAGAACGACUCGACCGAGUGCUCGAUGAUCGACUGCCCGGAGAGCAUGAGGAAGCUCCUGGACAACGUCAACAAGGCCCUCGUCAUCGAUUACACCACCACCAGGCUCAUAUCGUGCGGAAGCCUGUUUCAGGGCAUGUGCGACGUGCGCAAUCUGCACAACAUCUCGGACGUGGUGCAGGUGGUCAAGGAGCCCGUGGUGGCCAACAACGCCACCGCCUCGACGGUGGCUUUCAUCGCCCCGGGCCCGCCCAAUCCGCCCGUCUCGCAGGUCAUGUACGUCGGCGUCACGUACACCGGCAACUCGCCCUACCGCUCCGAGGUGCCGGCCGUGAGCUCCAGGUCGCUCGAUCGCGACCGCAUGCUCAACAUCGCCGACUCGGCGGUCACCACGGGCACCCGCAUGUACGUCAACUCGCUGUCGCGCGAGCGCUACCCCAUCAACUACAUCUACGGCUUCAGCAGCGAGGGCUUCAGCUACUUCCUCACGACACAGCUCAAGUCCACGAGCACGGCCGUGUACAUCUCCAAGCUGGUGCGCGUCUGCCACGACGACCAGCACUACUACUCCUACACGGAGAUACCGAUCGAGUGCACGUCGAGCAAGGGCAAGACCUACAACCUCGUGCAGGCCGCCUACAUGGGCAAGGCGGGCUCGGUGCUGGCCGGCGACCUCGGCAACACGCCCCAGGACGACGUGCUGUUCGCCGUGUUCGCCGAGAGCGACAGCCCCAACAGCAGCAAGCCCAAGAACCAGUCGGCCCUCUGCGUUUACUCGCUCAAGGCCAUCAGGCGGCGCUUCAUGAGCAACAUACAGAAGUGCUUCAGCGGCGAGGGCGAGCGGGGUCUGGACUUCAUAUCGCCGAGUCACAACUGCGUAUCAACGAAACUGCAAACAAUCGGCGAGGACUUCUGCGGCCUGGACGUCAACACGCCGCUCGGCGGCCGCGAGCCCAUGACCGCCGUGCCGGUGCUCACGUUCGAAGAUACAUUGCUGACAGCUGUUGCCGCUACGUCGACCAGCGACUAUACCGUCGUGUUCCUCGGUACCAGCAAGGGACGCCUCAAGAAGCUCGUGGUCGAGUCGGCCAGCCAAGCCCAGGAAUACGGCGACAUGGUGAUCGACGAGGACUCGCCCGUCAAUCCCGAUCUACUGUUCGACACGCAGCACCAGAUGCACCUCUACGUGAUGACCAAGCAGCGCAUCUCCAAGGUCAAGGUGCAGGAGUGCACCGUCUACAAGACCUGCUGGGAGUGCCUGAACGCCAAGGAUCCCUACUGCGGCUGGUGCUCGCUCGAGAACAAGUGCAGCCUGCGCAGCGACUGCCAGGACGCCGCCAAGGAUCCGCUCUACUGGAUCUCGUACAAGAGCGGCCGCUGCACCACCAUCACCAGCGUCAAUCCCAAUCAGCUGCAGAGGACCACGGCGAGGACGCUCGAGCUGGCCAUCGAGAAUCUGCCCAGUCUGCCUGGACAGUUCUUGUGCGCCUUCUCGGCUCUGGACAAGACUUUGAUCACUAACGCGACUAGGAAAUCGUACGGCGUGAACUGCACGACGCCGAGGACGGAUCUGUUGCCCCCUAUCCCGCCGGGACAGCACAACUUCACCGCCAAACUGUCGGUGAGAAUGACCAACGGCCCCGAUCUCGUAUCGACGGACUUCACCUUCUUCGACUGCAGCACGCACAGCUCGUGCACGCAGUGCGUCUCCUCGGAUUUCCCCUGCGACUGGUGCGUCGACGGGCAUCGCUGCACCCACGACACCGCCGAGAAUUGCCGCAACGACAUUCUCGUUACCGGAGUCAGCAGAACCGGACCGAGUUACCGUAGCGGACCUGCCUUCUGCCCGACCAUCAAUGCCACGGAUUCCAAGGAGAUUCUCGUCUCGUCCGGCAUCAAGAAGACGAUCCGCGUCAAGGUGCACAUUAUCGGCCAGUUCAUCGUGCAGACUCGCUUCGUCUGUCAGUUCAACAUCGAGGGUCGCGUUACCAGCGUCAAUGCUCGCCUCCUCGCCGACACGAUUUACUGCGACGACACCGAGUUCUCGUACACGUCCCGAGCUCCCAACAUCACCGUGCCCUUCGCCGUCAUCUGGGGCGGCUCCAAACCCCUCGACAAUCCGGACAACAUACACGUGGUGAUCUACAGGUGUCGCGAUAUGGCCGACAAUUGCGGCAUGUGCCAGACCCUCAACGAGAAGUACGGCUGCGGCUGGUGCAUGACCUCGGAUCGUUGCGAGGUGCGCGACCAGUGCGACAAGGGCAGCGGCACCUGGCUCGAUCGCAAUCAGACCUGUCCCAAUCCGGAGAUUCUGCGAUUCGAGCCGAUGAUGGGACCCUGGGAGGGCAACACCAACAUCACCAUCACGGGCAUCAAUCUCGGCAAGACCUUCAAGGACAUCUAUCAGGGUGUGACCGUGGUCGGACUCACUUGCCAGCCCUACGAGGAGCUCUACAUACGCACCAAGCAGAUCGUCUGCCGGGUCGACGGACCGGGCGACAACAAGAUACGCGAGGGCCCGGUCAUCGUCAGAAUUCAAGACUUCCGCGGCCAGUCCAAGGAGACGUACAAAUUCGUCGAUCCCAACAUCACCGCGAUCUCGCCGCGUCACGGUCCACUCUCCGGAGGCACUAGGCUGCGCAUCAGCGGCGCCUACAUGAACGCCGGCUCGCGCAUCCAGGCCUUCAUCGACGAUCUGCCCUGCGAGAUCAACAACACCGAGCACGACGAGGUGCUCUGCAUCACGAGCUCGAGCGAUCGCAAGCGCAAAGGUCUGGUGACGAUGCACUUCGACCAGUCGAUCCGACAGUUCAACGGACACUUCGAGUACGUGGACGACCCGUACAUCGAGAGCGUCGAGAGCGGCGUCGGUGGCCAGCUCAAAAUACCCAAGGGUAUUCCUAGCGGUGGCAUCAAGAUCAGCAUUACCGGCAAGAAUCUCGCCUACAUACAGAAACCCGAGAUGUACGUGUACUACGAGGGCAAACAGUACUUCUCUCAGGCUUGCCGAGUGCUCAGCCAGACGACGAUGAUGUGCAUGUCGCCCGAGAUCGACGUACCCCAGGGUCUCCUCGACGCCGAGAGGCCCCUGUCUCUCGAGUACGGCUUCCGCAUGGACAACGUUGCCAAGGUGCAAAACCUCACGCAGCAGAAGCUUCAUCCGUUCCUGCUCUAUCCCGACCCGGUGUACGACGUCUUCGACGAGGAGAUCAAGUACUACAAGAGCGACUAUCUCACCAUCAACGGACAGCAUCUCGACCGAGCCUGCCAAGAGCUCGACGUCAUGGUUAAGAUCGGUGACAGUUUCUGCAACGUCACUUCACUGUCUCGCUAUCAACUGACCUGCCGACCGCCCUUGAUGCAACCUCAGACCCUCGACGCGUUUGGCAAUGCCAAACCCGAGCUGCCCGAGGUGAUCGUCAUCGUCGGCGGCAAUCUCAAGUACAAAAUAGGCAAGAUCAGCUACGCCCUGCCCGCUGGCCUGAACGGACCGUUGUCGAAACCCGCGCUCAUCGGCGUCUCCGUGGCCAUAGUUGGCCUCGUGAUCGUGUUCAUCGCCUUCCUCAUCGCCUACAGGCGCAAAUCGACCGAGAGCAAUCGUGUCCUCAAGAACAUGCAGGAGCAGAUGGACAUUCUGGAGUUGCGCGUCGCGGCCGAGUGCAAGGAGGCUUUCGCCGAGCUCCAGACCGAGAUGACGGAUCUCACCGGUGACCUGACCAGCGGUGGCAUACCGUUCCUGGAUUAUCGCACCUACGCGAUGAACAUACUCUUCCCAUCCGACGACAAUCACGUGGUGCUGCAAUGGGAUAGACCCGAACUCAUGCGCAAGGAGAAGGGACUGCGCCUCUUCGGCCAGCUCAUCAUGAACAAGACGUUCUUGCUGCUGUUCGUGCGCACCCUCGAGAGCAAUCGCUACUUCUCCAUGAGAGACCGCGUUAACGUAGCGAGCCUAAUCAUGGUCACGCUGCAGAGCAAAAUGGAGUACUGCACCGACAUACUGAAGACGCUGCUUGCCGACCUCAUCGAAAAGUGCAUGGAGGGCAAGAGCCAUCCCAAGCUUCUGCUCAGGCGAACCGAGAGCGUCGCGGAGAAAAUGCUCACGGCCUGGUUCACCUUCCUGCUGUACAAGUUCAUGCGCGAGUGCGCCGGUGAGCCUCUGUACUUACUCUUCCGUGCCAUGAAGCAGCAAGUCGACAAAGGGCCCGUGGACGCAAUCACGUCCGAGGCCAGAUACUCCCUAUCCGAGGAGAAGCUCAUCAGGCAGUCGAUCGAGUUCAAGCCACUGACGGUGUACGUCUCGAUAUCGCAGCAAGCAGUGUUCGUGGGUGGCAUGGACCCGCACACCGAGAACGUCCCAGUCAAGGUGCUCGACUGCGACACCAUAUCACAGGUCAAAGAGAAGGCCCUAGACACGAUCUACCGAUCGACCCCCUACAGUCAGCGACCCCGUAAAGAGGACCUGGACCUCGAGUGGCGCACCGGCUCCGCUGGCCGACUGAUCCUCUACGACGAGGACUCGACUACGAAGCUCGAGAACGAAUGGAAGAAGCGCAACACGCUCAAUCACUACCGCGUACCAGACGGCGCCGCGCUCAGCCUCGUCUCCAAGCAGUCUUCCAUCUACAAUCUGUCGAUUCUCUCCGAGAAGACCGACAAGUCGCACAAGUACGAGACGCUGAAUCUCAGCAAGUUCAACUCGGCGAGUCCCCCACUGUCGCGCGCCACCUCGCCCCUCAAUCACGACCACGACGGCGGCAUGAAGGUCUGGCAUCUGGUCAAACACCAUCACGACAGCGACACGCAGAAGGAGGGCGACCGAGGCAACAAAAUGGUCUCCGAGAUCUAUCUGACUCGGCUGCUCGCCACCAAGGGCACCCUGCAAAAGUUCGUUGACGAUCUCUUUGAGACGAUAUUCAGCACGGCGCACCGAGGCUCCGCUCUGCCCCUCGCCAUCAAGUACAUGUUCGACUUCUUGGACGACCAGGCUCUGCACCACCAGAUCACCGACCCCGAGGUCGUGCACACGUGGAAGAGCAAUCUGCUGCCGCUGAGGUUCUGGGUCAAUCUCAUCAAGAAUCCCAAUUUCAUUUUCGACAUUCACAAGUCGAACAUCGUCGAUGCGUGCUUCUCCGUAGUUGCGCAGACAUUCAUGGACAGUUGCUCAACGUCUGAUCACAGACUUGGCAAAGAUUCGCCGAGCUCGAAGUUGCUCUACGCCAAGGACAUUCCAGUAUACAAAGAGUGGGUAGAACGCUACUACUCUGACAUCAAACUCAUGCAGCCCAUAUCUGACCAGGACAUGAACGCUAUGCUAGCGGAAGAAUCUAGACUACAUACAAACGAAUUUAAUACUAAUUGCGCUCUGUAUGAGUUGUACACGUACGCGAGCAAGUACAACGAGCAGCUGACGGUGACGCUGGAGGAGGACGAGUUCUCGACAAAGCAGCGUUUGGCCUACAAACUCGAGCAGGUGCACAACAUCAUGGCGGCUGACGGGAAUCCAUGAUGCCCGCUUUACACGAGCAAGCACUCGAACAAACCGGCGCGCAACGAGCUGGCCUGCUGAGGACCGAGAAGCUCGGCCCAGAGUCUGUGCGGUACACCAACAACCCUCAUGCCGAUGACACCGCCCGGACCCUGCGUCGACGACUAUUACUGGCACGUAUCGGGCCACUUCGAUCCUGAGCACCAGUAUCUGCUGGCCUCGCCACCGGCCACCAAGCGCUCCGAACCCGCAUCACCGAGUGUGAGCCGUAGAUAAAUCGUUUAUCUUCGAUGUAUCGUACUACACGUUUACCCGACGACGAUGAUUAUGACACGCGAUGAUGUGCUCAUCUCGUCACUUUUUUCUGUCACGGAAAGAAAUAAGCCAACGUUAGAUUGUAAAUCAUUUUUCAUUGCCAUUUGCGAAUGCGCGUUCUGAUCGACGUUGAUCGCGACGCAUUUGUCUCUCGGUUUGAAUGUUUCCUUUUAGCCGAGGAUCGUUUACUGCAAUUGCAAACAACAACUACUAGUACUACUACUAUUAAAUACGAUUACCUACUGUGAAAUGAUGGACGCUAAACUGUGUUUUUAAUGUUAAUUGAAGCGCGAGUGAUUAUAGGAGUUUGUACAUAUUUAUAUAAAAAAAAGAGUGAAUACCGCGCAAUCGUCCUUUUUAUUUGAUAAUUUUUUAAAUUAAUUUAUGUGUAACGGUGAUUAUUACGAUAUAAAUGUGUGUUUUAAACUGUGUAAAAUUGUUUAGAUCGUAAAAUCGAUUUUCUACGUUGGCCAGGAACAGUAACAAUGUGUCACACUUUGUACUAUCUUUCUACAUGUAAUUUCGAAUUAGCGUAUGUAAGCGUGUAUGCGUGUAUGUGUUACCUGGUUUUUUCACCUUCCAACCGAUCGGAUGAAUGAAUCGAUUAGUUUUUAUUAGAAAUACAAUUUUUACUUUUAUACUGCGAUUGGUACCAACGUUUAGCUGUGCCAAUUGAUUUAUAUUCAUGCGCAAUUUUUUGAUAUUUUAAUCAUUGUAUAAAUUUUGUAAAUUUGUUUAACUAAUAGUAUCACGUUGAUUAUCAGUUGAAGAAUAAGGCAAAUAGGAGAUUGAUUUUUUAAUUCGUUUUUUUACGCGAAUGAAUAAAAAAUAUUGUACCUCAGCCUCUAGUUGCAAUAUAUUUGGGGACUCGACUUCUUUACAGCAAAAAAUAUUGCAAUAAGAUGGCAAGCGGGAGGUGCCAAUAUUAUGAAUUUGCUUGAAAGAAUUUUUUUAUUUUUUCUAUAAUUGAAUUAUUGUAAACUUGAAAUUAUAGUACAUGACACUGCCACGCGCGAGAUAUGCUCUGAUAGAAAUUGAUUCAGUAGCGCCAUAUGAUGAUAUAAUUCGAAUUAUGUAACGAAUUCAAAUUUCCAUCCACACGAGCAAAAGCGAUUGGAGAAAAAAAGUAUCGAUUAAGAUUAUUAAUUGUAAAACAAAAUGAAUUAUGAUCUUUCGUGAUAAGAAUGAAAUAUAAAGUAUAUUAUAAAUGA
Trichogramma pretiosum is the source of this 8827-nucleotide messenger RNA. RefSeq names its product plexin-A4 (gene PlexA). Gene Ontology annotation, molecular function: semaphorin receptor activity; protein binding. Gene Ontology annotation, cellular component: semaphorin receptor complex. The record is from RefSeq and is a predicted model, not a curated record. The transcript is spliced from 10 exons. The coding region runs from base 1548 to 7322 and encodes 1924 amino acids. NCBI's taxonomy places the organism in Eukaryota, Metazoa, Arthropoda, Insecta, Hymenoptera, Trichogrammatidae. Gene Ontology annotation, biological process: regulation of GTPase activity; positive regulation of axonogenesis; semaphorin-plexin signaling pathway involved in axon guidance.